Messenger RNA from Symbiodinium natans, 1365 nucleotides. The record is from the annotation of a GenBank genome assembly. Lineage: Eukaryota; Dinophyceae; Suessiales; Symbiodiniaceae.
AUGUCGUGUAGCAGCCUCUAUGUGGGCAUGAAGAACCUGGAGGAUCAGGGCGAGGGUCUAAUGGCUACGCCAAGCAAGGUCAAGAAAGAAAAUGAGGAUGACCACAUGUUGGGCUUGUCUCCAGAGACAGCAGAGCUGUGGAAAUCUAUGCGGGACACUCCAGAAUCCAAGGCCCUCAAGGCUAUGGCCCCACAACAGCAGGUUAUGUCCCCGCACGUGCACCAGGUUAUGGCCCCGCAAGCAAUGGUUAUGGCCUCGCAAGCACAUGAGCAGGUUAUGGCCCCGCAAGACAAGAGUCAGCUUGAAGAGGACACAAUGCCACCCGCCAAGAGAAUGAAGCAGGAGCAAGCCGUCCAAGACGAAAUGAACAUUCGCUUGGCAGCCAUGCGUAAGGAAAUGGUGGAUGCCUUGGCCAAGCACGAGGAGGAGCUGCAGGAGGCUACGCGUCGGCACCGAGCAAGAAUGCAACAGGAGGAGCAAGAGCAUGUAGCCAGGAUGAAAGCAAGAGAAGCAGCAAUGCAACAGAAGGAGCAAGAUAAUGAAGCCAGGAUGAAACAACAAGAAGAGGACUCACGACUGCGUAUGCAGGAGGAGAGGGACACUCAUGAGCAUGAUCUUGCCCUCAUCAUUGAGCACGUGUCCUCUGUGAAAGCAGAACAAGAGGCUAGGUCUGUGCAGAAAAGCCAAGAACAAGGGGCUUCGUCUGUGCAGAAAAUCCACGACGAUGCAAAGGCUUGCACUUGCAUUGCCGCCUCUGCCAACCCCUGCCUCGUCGGCUUUUCCAACACACGUGCCGAGCACCAGUCCGGCCUCUGCGCCUGUGCCAAGCUGAAUUGCCUCAUCACCUUCCGCACCAAGACGCGCAAGUGGCGCAAGAACCUCCAGGGUUACUCCUGGAAGACAGAGCAAGAGAUGACUGAUGAGCUCAAGUGGAGCAGAGUGGCUGGUGCCAUGAAGUACUGCGACAAGCGCAAACUCACGAAGAAAGACAUUUACGAUCCCAGCAUCAAGAAGUUUCUUGUCCUUGUUCGGGACGACGUGGAAUCAGCCGAAGAGAAGCUUCAAGAGCUUCAGCAGGAAAUGGUGGACAUGGGCUUGAUGUCCAGCGACUUCGAGCUAGGCGACCUUUUGGACGACCCAGAUGGCUCCGGCAGCGAUGGUGGCACAGGCGCUGGGACUGGUGGAGGUGGGGGCGCUGUCAGGCGAAAGCUUGAGGAGUUCCCUCAGGUAGAGGGUGACGAAACACUCCAGGAAUACCUGGGACAGUAUCGGCGGGCGAUCCUCUCGCGCAAAGCCUUGGUCAAGGUGGCCAAAGAGAGGCUGGAGAAGGACCAGGCGAAAGGGUAUGAGUACCUUGCCUCAUAG